Schizophyllum commune H4-8 is the source of this 294-nucleotide messenger RNA. RefSeq lists its product as uncharacterized. The record is from RefSeq and is a predicted model, not a curated record. The coding region runs from base 1 to 294 and encodes 97 amino acids. The transcript has 3 exons. NCBI's taxonomy places the organism in Eukaryota, Fungi, Basidiomycota, Agaricomycetes, Agaricales, Schizophyllaceae.
AUGUACAAGUUCGCCGUCGCCAUCGUCGCUGCUUUCGCCGUCUUCUUCGGCCAGGCGUCCGCCGCGACUCUGCUCGCUGACAACCCUGCAGUCGACGCCUGCAACGGCAGCAACCACUAUGGCGAGGGCCACGACUGCGCCUUCAAGAGCGCCGACGGCACUGCUGAGGGCGUCUGCCACAAGGACGGCAGCGGUGUCCUCACCUGCGUCACCAACCAAGCGACUCUCACCAACCGAACGAGGCAGGAGGGAAUAUCUUUAUGUGGCGAGCGGCGUCGUGUUAUCUUAUUGUAA